CGCAAGAGGCUGUAUCAAUCCUCAUAUUCGCUUUCCCUUGGUCUUCAACGGAAAUGCGGUCGGCAAACCCAACUCCCAUGAGACUGAGCCUUGACAUGCACACCCUUUGGGUCAGGCUGGACACACGAAUAUAAGUAGAGCAUGAUGCUCGUAGCAAUGUAGCUGGAUCAGCCUGAGACCAUCCCCGCCUCCUGAAAUCUAUCUACAUCAGCCGGAGUUUUCCAGUCAAGUUUCCUCCAACGCCUACGCUUCAUUUCUCUUGGAAUUGAUACCCUCUUGCCUUCGCCACUAUGUCUUCGUUCACUUUACAGAAAGUACUGCUAUCCCUACUGCUCCUAGCAAACGUUGCUAUUGCUGUCCGCUUCAGUUUCACCAUCCAGGAAGUACACGUUGGGGUCACCCGUGACGUCUCCGAAGACGACUUGCUUUUAGCCAUCGCCUCAACGGCAGACAACACCACCACCAAGAACUCCUGGCUUGUUGGCGAGGUUCACGCCGACGAUAUCAUUGCGGCAAACGACACCGUCAAAUACGUGCAGGAAGUCGACGUUCCGGACUCUGCCUCGAACCUGUCCGUAGCCAUUGGCGGCCUGAACACAGAUGACGAAGACGAGGAAUUGGCUUUCAAUUUUGUGGAAGGCAUAGCCGCCGUCGCUGCCGCAAUCCCAGGACCGCAAGCCAUACCGGCCAGACUCCUCAGCACCGUGCUUGGAUUCAUCGGAAACCCACUGAACUGCACUGGUCCCGUUAUAGUCGGUAAUGCCCUGUAUACCAAAGACCAGAUGGACAAGCUCGAGCAAAACAAGCCCUCAUGCGAGACAAAGUCGUACGGAUACGAAAGUCCAUUCGCUUGUGCCCCUACCGGUCAAAAUUCGAGCUACAGUGUUACUUACUGCCUUGAGCGACUUGACGCUAAAUCCGCAGCAGCAGCCAGCUCACCGAGUCUGUUUGCGCUGGUAGCGAGCCUUGUGGUUGCUAUCGUCUACAGUGGUUUGUGAAAGUGCAGUCGAGGUGUUGAAUCGAACACUGCAAAGGAAGCUCGCUGAGAUAGACUCAGGCUCAUUGAGGAUACUUGCGUUUCACGAAAAGGCGGAGGAAGGCUCGGCAGGUGCGAAGUCACUCAGAAUGUCACAACCUCUUCCUUUGGCUCCUUUAUUCUCCUUCGUAGAUAUUGGCCUCGUGAUUGACAGAUACACCGUCGCUAUAGCAAAAUACUAGAACUCUUUUUUUGUCGAACAGGUCGUAGAAAUAUCAGAGUUGA
Alternaria rosae is the source of this 1261-nucleotide messenger RNA. RefSeq lists its product as uncharacterized. The coding region runs from base 291 to 998 and encodes 235 amino acids. The transcript is spliced from 2 exons. NCBI's taxonomy places the organism in Eukaryota, Fungi, Ascomycota, Dothideomycetes, Pleosporales, Pleosporaceae. The record is from RefSeq and is a predicted model, not a curated record.